[Torrubiella] hemipterigena is the source of this 1548-nucleotide messenger RNA. The record is from the annotation of a GenBank genome assembly. Lineage: Eukaryota; Fungi; Ascomycota; Sordariomycetes; Hypocreales; Clavicipitaceae.
AUGGACGCCUCGUCCAACUCGGCGACGUCUGCUGGCGCUCGCAAGAAGCGAUGGGCUACCAAGACAAAGACAGGUUGUGACACCUGCAGAAUCCGCCGAAUAAAAUGCGACGAGAGAAAACCACAGUGCCAGCGAUGCGAGCUUGGUCGCCGCACAUGUACUGGUGUCUUCUACGGUAAACGAUCAGGCAAUGUCUCCGACUCGUCCGCUUCCUCGCCGCCGUCCAUGGGCGGUGCUUCUCGAUCAGCCAGUCCGCCACCACGAGUAGCCGCCAUGAUUGUUCGAAAACACGGCAUCCCGAAAUCCCCAAACAACCCUCCCCAAUUCGUAGGCACGCUUGACGUCCGCGACUUAAUAGACCUCGCCCCUUCGCUCGCGACAGCAACCCAUACGGUGGAAGCAAGCGCCAAUUGGUACGAAUUCAUCCGAGCCAGAGUCCGCGAGCUCACAUCCUACAUAUUCUACCUACCCAGUAGGUCUGGCCACGACAAUGCGUUGGAUAGCGCUAUUCGCUGUACGGCAUCUGGAUUUCGAGAAUUCGCACAAUCUGGCAGUGACAGUUUGUCCUUGUUUCGCACCCGCGAUAAGUCUGUCGCACUCUACACAUCCGCACUUAGGGAGCUGCAAACAGCACUGCAAGAUCCCAAUCGCUCCACCUCUGCCGAGGUUCUUUGUGCUACAGAACUACUAUGCAUAUUCGAGUGCUUGAGCAGCGUCGAUCCAGACGGAACCGUCCAGCACGCAAAGGGUGCCUACCGCCUCAUCCAGAACCGCGGCGCUUCACGAUUCGACUCCGAAUUUGACAAGUCUCUGUUCAUGAACCAAUUACCCUUACUUGCCGUUCAAUCAUUCCAUCUAGACCAAAUCUGCUUCCUCGGCCAACCGCACUGGCAAGCACUCAUCAAAGCCAGUGUGCCCACUACUACCGGCAUGGACCCCCUCGACGACUACAUGCUCACCUUCUACCUCAGCUCCAUCAACAUCACAAACACGUUUAUCAAAAUUACGGCGAUGGUCUUGGGAAGCGUUCCUGAAGCGCAAGUCGAGAGCUUUCGCCAGGCUGUUAUGCUUGAGCUGGAAGAGGAAACGAUGGAUUUGCAGCGCUGGAAGCUGCAAUUACUCCGAGGCCGUCCACCAUAUCCUCAAGACGACAGUGACGAUGACAGCUUCAGCAAGUGGCAAGACUUGUACGAUGCCUACCAAUGUACCACGCUUUUAUUCCAGCGCAUGUACGUUGCUGUCGGGGCCGAGCAGGCCGAACUCUUUGAGCAGCAAGCCCAGAUACUUGCCCUAAAUCUACUGAAUAUUGCGCGAGCCCGGCCGCAAAGCAGUAUUCGACGACCAAACACCCUUUUCGUGGAACCAACGUGCCUGGCAGUCAUUAAUUCAGCAAAACCUUGGGCAGAAUAUGCCACACACUGCACUGCUCAGGUUGCUAUUGGUCAGCCAACGAUGAUUGUGCCACCGAAGCCAUACAGACUGUGGACGUCGCUGCUGGGUAUCCAACUCCGGAAUCAUCCUACACCAAAUAACGGUACUGGCUACUGA